Hymenoscyphus albidus is the source of this 1186-nucleotide messenger RNA. NCBI's taxonomy places the organism in Eukaryota, Fungi, Ascomycota, Leotiomycetes, Helotiales, Helotiaceae. The record is from the annotation of a GenBank genome assembly.
AUGCCGCCAAAGACGAUGAACUCAGGCCAAGCAGCCAUAGAGCCGAUUCCGUUACGAUCCUUGAUCGUCCUUCUCAAGCAUGAAAUGAAUACUUUCGAUCCCAAAUGGUCGACAACUCGUUUGAAAGAUACGACCUUUCUUCAAGAUUCUGAGGUUCGGGAGAAACGCUCUCGACUUAUGGAAACCUUGACCCAAAAUCCUGCUGCCCCAAAGACAGAAAUGCACAUGCUUCAUCAAGAUACCCGGAUUCCUCCAACGCCUGGAAGCAUCACAUCUGGUGCCUCCGAAGAAUUCUUCCAACCCAACUCUAAUGCCUAUUACGCAGAAGAAAUUCUCGGAAAGCGCAGCGAGGAAAUCUUUCAGAUUACGCGGAAUAAUGGCCGUUGUUAUACUGCAGCUCAAGUAUUCAAAGAAUUCCUUGCCCUCUGUCCAAAGGAUCAGAAGCUCUCGUUUCGACUUGAUGGAGAAGACGAGCUCGUGGAAGUUGCCAUUGGCUCAUGCGAAGUGGAGGAGUACAGAGUAUAUGGUUCCAAGUCAAAGAUUUAUAUAGCACUUUACAGAAACGAUCACCGAACCCCCAAGUUAUAUCGAGCAGAACCCGAUGGAACAUCCAAUCACGUCAUUAUCAGAAUAUCUCACCUACGCCAAAGCACUCCAGUUGUUGUUGAUAUGACAUCUAUGCAGUACGGGAACGAUGCUGGCCGCGGAACACACGGAGAGCCUUACAUCCUGAGCACUUACUCACAAUGGGAGGAGCGGAUGCUGAAAUUUCAUGACAGGCUGGAGCGCAUUUUCAGAGGAAAUCUCCUGUCCCAGAAAGUUCCAAAUCAUACUGAUGGUGUGCGCAUAGAUCUGCUUUGGGGAUGGGCAGGUAGCGCUUUGAACAAAUGGCGCAGAAAGAAUUUCUCUCCUUGGUGCGCUUAUUGCGGUCUUGGGGCGGCGGAUACCCUCGGUGGAAAAGACAAGAUGUUAUACUGCUGUAAAGGUGAUUAUUACUGUUGCAAGGAACAUAAAGAAUUUCAUUUGGGGCUACAUCAGCAAGAGUGUGAGAGUCUGGAAACUGAAGGGAGGAGCAACGAAUGAAGUUUUCAGUAUACUGGGAAACGUCGAUUCACUGGUUUCAGUUGCGAAAGUGAGAUCUGACUUGACAGCCAACUCCACAUGCGCAGUUUCAAAGCCUGAGUAA